AUGUAUUCAAUAAUUCACAGAUCUCAUCUCAUCCUUUUCAACAUGCGUGGCAAAUCUGGAUGUGAGACCUAUGAAUCCCAACCUCGUCGAACAUCUCGUGUUACUACUCCUCUGCGAUUGGAACCUGGUAUGAUUCAACCUUCACAGGACAGUGGGCGUGGCCUUUUCCUUCCUUCUUCGCAAGUCCCUUUGUCAAUAAGCUCAGCACCCAAACCAAGUGCCCGAAAACGUGGCCGAUCCACCUCUAGAUCGGAUUGUGAGACCGUGGUGAGUCACAUCGUCCCCAACCCGCCCAAAAGGUCCAAGCGAAGUGGUAUCGAGCGAAAGAAGGCUGUCAGCCAGAAGAAGACCUCCCUCCCUCAAUCAAAAGGAAAGAAAGCUGUAUCCACUGCAUCCACGGCCACCGCAGCCUCAGGACCAUCAAACCAACAACAUAGCGUCGCUCCCUCGGUAUCAAGCCAUGCUCCUUCCGCCAACCUGCGCCAAGACUCUGACGACGAGAACGCCAGGAUCCGUAAAAAGAAAAAGAAACCCGAAGGUGCCCUGGAACUAAAGGACGAAGUAUAUGAUGAUGUUGGUUUAUACUUUGGAGAACCAACACGUGGUGAAGAAGAUUGA
This is a messenger RNA of Melampsora larici-populina 98AG31, 618 nucleotides long. RefSeq lists its product as uncharacterized. Lineage: Eukaryota; Fungi; Basidiomycota; Pucciniomycetes; Pucciniales; Melampsoraceae. The transcript is spliced from 6 exons. The record is from RefSeq and is a predicted model, not a curated record. The coding region runs from base 1 to 618 and encodes 205 amino acids.